This is a messenger RNA of Pelobates fuscus (common spadefoot toad), 933 nucleotides long. Its product is annotated as olfactory receptor 5AR1-like. Gene Ontology annotation, molecular function: olfactory receptor activity; odorant binding; G protein-coupled receptor activity. The record is from RefSeq and is a predicted model, not a curated record. Lineage: Eukaryota; Metazoa; Chordata; Amphibia; Anura; Pelobatidae. Gene Ontology annotation, biological process: G protein-coupled receptor signaling pathway. Bases 1 to 933 code for a protein of 310 amino acids. Gene Ontology annotation, cellular component: membrane. The transcript has a single exon.
AUGUUAAAAAGGACAUCAGAAAAUAACUCCAAUCCUAUCGAAUUCUCAAUGCAAGGAUUUUCAGAUUCACCAAAACUUAAAUUUCAUCUUUUCAUUACAUUUUUACUUAUUUAUCUCACUAUUGUAAUUAGUAAUCUCACCAUUGUUGCAUCUAUCAUAUCGUGCACUCAUUUACACACACCUAUGUACAUUUUCUUGUGUAACCUAUCAGUCAUUGAUAUUUUUUAUACAUCGACCAUUCUACCCAAAUUGCUGGACAUGCUCUUCACACAAUGUAAGACCAUAUCCUUUGCAGGGUGUUUCAUUCAGAUGUAUUUCUUCAUUGCCUUUGCUUGCUCAGAAUUUUUACUACUGGCUGUUAUGGCUUACGAUCGCUAUGUAGCAAUUUGCAACCCUCUUCAUUAUUCUCUACUUAUGAGUCCCAAGACGUGUGCAUAUCUGAUACUAGGAAACUGGAUUGGAAGCUUAUUGGAUCCAAUUCCACACACAAUCUUAAUUUCAAAGCUGUCCUUCUGUUCAUCUCACCACAUUAACCAUUUUUUCUGUGAUGUUUCUCCAUUGCUUAAACUUUCCUGCAAUGAUACGUCUUCUGUUGAGAUGUGGACUUUUAUUUUGGGGGGUGUAAUAGGUAUGAGUUGUUUUACACUCACAUUAGCAUCAUAUGUUUUUAUUAUCUCUUCAAUUCUAAAUAUUCAGUCAGAAACUGGUCGACGUAAAGCCUUUUCUACCUGUGCCUCCCACAUUACCUGCGUUUUCACCUUUUAUGGAACAAUGACCUGCUUGUAUAUGAGGCCCAGAGCUAUGUAUUCUCCAGGACAGGACAAGUUUUUUGCUCUACUAUACGUCAUUCUUAUCCCAAUAGCAAAUCCGCCUAUAUAUACUCUGAAGAACACAGAUUUUAAAAAAGUGUUUAAACAAAUCAAGCUUUAUUAA